Molecule: messenger RNA, 716 nt
Organism: Castor canadensis (American beaver)
Lineage: Eukaryota; Metazoa; Chordata; Mammalia; Rodentia; Castoridae
Product: ornithine decarboxylase antizyme 1
Biological process (GO): positive regulation of protein catabolic process
Cellular component (GO): cytoplasm; nucleus
Molecular function (GO): ornithine decarboxylase inhibitor activity
Source: RefSeq, a predicted model, not a curated record
AUGGAGAAAUCCUCCCUGCAGCGGAUCCUCAACAGCCACUGCCUCGCCCGACAGAAGCAAGGGGACAAACCUAGCGCCACCAUCCACGCCAGCCGCCCUAUGCCGCUCCUCAGCCUGCACAGCCGCGGCGGCCGCAGCAGCGAGAGCUCCAGGGUCUCCUUCGACCGCUGCAGUAACCUGGGCCCCGCGCCUCAGUGGUGCUCCUGAUGUCCCGCCACCCCACCCCUGAAGAUCCCAGGUGGGCGAGGGAAUAGUCAGAGGGAUCACAAUCUUUCAACUAAUUUAUUUUACUCUGAUAAUCGGCUGAAUGUAACAGAGGAACUAACGUCUAACAACAAGACGAGAAUUCUUAGCGUCCAGUCCAGGCUCACCGAUGCCAAGCACAUCACCUGCAGAGCGCUGUGUAGCAGCAGCAGCCCCUGUAUCGAGCUUCCAGGCGGCCCUCUAUCCGAGGGGAGUAAGGACAGUUUUACAGUUCUGCUGGAAUUUGCUGAGCAGCUCCAAGCUGACCACGUCUUCGUUUGAUUCCAUAAGAACCGCGAGGACAGAGCCGCCUUGCUCCAAACCUUCAGCUUUUUGGGCUUUGAGACUGUGAGACCAGGGCAUCCCCUCGUCCCCAAAAGCCCCGACGCUUGCUUCAUGGCCUACACGUUGGAGAGAGAGUCUUCUGGCGAGGAGUAGUGGGCCUGCCCCAUCGCCCACAGCAGCUGCCCCAG